This is a messenger RNA of Aspergillus bombycis, 771 nucleotides long. Its product is annotated as purine-nucleoside phosphorylase. NCBI's taxonomy places the organism in Eukaryota, Fungi, Ascomycota, Eurotiomycetes, Eurotiales, Aspergillaceae. The transcript has 5 exons. Gene Ontology annotation, biological process: nucleoside metabolic process. Bases 1 to 771 code for a protein of 256 amino acids. Gene Ontology annotation, molecular function: purine-nucleoside phosphorylase activity. Gene Ontology annotation, cellular component: cytoplasm. The record is from RefSeq and is a predicted model, not a curated record.
AUGCUCUACAUUGAGUUCAACAUAUUCAUUCACUUGAUAGUUCCCGGACAUGCAGGAAAACUUAUUUUCGGCCUUCUGGAUGAGCAGGUACCUGUUGUUUUGAUGGUUGGGCGUGCCCACUACUACGAGGGUCAUUCCAUCAACCAAGUGACAUUCCCUGUUCGAGUUUUCAAAUUUUUGGGGGUUGAUACUCUAGUGUUGACUAAUGCUGCGGGGGGGUUGAAUUCAGAGUAUGCGGUCGGCGACAUUGUAUUAUUGAACGAUCAUAUCUUCCUGGCCGGUUUGGCAGGCACUCAUCCACUCCGAGGGCCGAACGCCGAAGAGUUCGGCCCUCGCUUUCCCCCUUUGUCAGAUGCUUACGACCUCGAGCUUCGACGUCACGUACAUACAGCUUGGGGGGAGGUGAUGCAGGCAGAAAGCCAGCGAAGGCUGCAUGAAGGGGUGUAUGCUUUCGUUGGAGGACCCAGUUACGAGACUAGGGCCGAAUGCCGCAUGCUUCACAAACUCGGCGCAGAUGUGGUUGGCAUGUCAACUGUACCAGAAAUUGUUGUCGCCAGACACUGUGGCAUUAGAGUCUUAGCACUUAGUCUGGUAACAAACUGUGCUGUUCUCUCUCCCGUUCCUCGUGGAGACGAUCCUCUUUUACAGGGUAAGGGCGUCGAAGAGCUGGGUGCUAUCUUGCAGGAGGGCAAAGCAAACCAUGAGGAAGUUCUCGAGGCUGGUCGUUCAGCAGCCAUUGAUAUGCAGGUCCGCACCCAGAUGAUACCCUGA